AUGGUGUCUUCGGGGCUCACGAUUCCCUUUUCAUUUGAACAAGGCGUUGAAGUCGAUGAAUUGGAGCGAUUUGCUUUCUGGGACUCUCCCGACGUGGUCAAAUGGUUCAAGGAUCACGGUUAUACCCUAUACAAGCGCAGCGUUUACAGCGGCGAAGAAUUAGCCACGUUUCCCAUCUUCCCACCAGACCCUCAAAGUGGACCUGUUGAAGCCGAUUUCCCAUAUGCUCACCAUGAUAUGGAUACGACGGAUCUUCCAGAGGUAUACCAAACAGACCCACCUCUAUCUGGUGUUGAUACAUCUGGAAAAAUUCUAUAUGCUCAGGACUCCCUGAAACGACAUGUUGUAAUCAAGCUUGUGCCAGACAACACAGACGAGUAUCGAGUACUGCGGUUUUUGAGCGAGCAAAGUAUGGAUACGUUGAAGGAGAACUGUGUUAUUCCUGUACUGGAUCUCCUACCAAUAGAGGGGUUCUGGCUCGCGGUGAUGCCAAGAUGGGGCAUUGGUAUUUAUCAGCCAAAUCCACGGUAUGUGUAUGAGAUUGUCGAUAUCAUUUAUUCGAGACUCAAGAGUCUAGCCUAUCUCCAUGAUAAUAACAUCUCGCAUGGGGACAUUAGGGAUGCGAACGUUGUAGUGAACCAUUUUGCAGAUUCACGAUUACCACCGAGAGGGUACCAUCGGCGUAGUAAACUGCGCACCGAAAGGCGCCUGUUGUACGCCCUCAUUGACUUUGACUUUUCAGUCAUGCUGGCACCAGACGCUGAUAGGACUAAAUUUCGAUUGCCUUACCAACGAUUUUUGGGUACAAACAACGUAAGUAAUGACACGGCUGCUGGGGAACACGAUUAUAGCCCAUUCGUUGGUGAUGUGGGGGCUUUGGGUGUUUCAUUGUGUUUUGAAUAUCAGUGUCGCACAAAGUAUCUUCCUGUCUUAGCACCUCUGCUAGAUAUGAUGACAACCUGGGAUCUUAAACGACGGUUUACUGCGGCUGAAGCUUUGAAAUUCUUUGAGCAAAGCCUUUCCGAGAUGACGCAGAAGGAGCUAGAAGUUGAAAUUUCCGGAAGCAUCCAUUACGAAAAUUACUCGACUUAUAACAGGUGGCGACAGAUGCCUCCGGCCUUGAUGGAAAAGUGGAAGGUGUAUAGGACGCCGCCCAUUCCCUGGCAUCUGAAAACCCUUCGUGCCAUAUACGGACACUCAGCACAAUAUAAUCUCCACAUCAUACCUCAGACCCGGCGAUUUGUUGCGGGCGUUAUGUCCAUGGUGUUCAAACUUUACUGCAAGCUUCAAUUUCGGUCGUAA
Psilocybe cubensis is the source of this 1302-nucleotide messenger RNA. RefSeq lists its product as uncharacterized. NCBI's taxonomy places the organism in Eukaryota, Fungi, Basidiomycota, Agaricomycetes, Agaricales, Agrocybaceae. The record is from RefSeq and is a predicted model, not a curated record. The transcript is spliced from 7 exons. Gene Ontology annotation, molecular function: protein kinase activity; ATP binding. Bases 1 to 1302 code for a protein of 433 amino acids. Gene Ontology annotation, biological process: protein phosphorylation.